Messenger RNA from Prorocentrum cordatum, 828 nucleotides. The record is from the annotation of a GenBank genome assembly. Lineage: Eukaryota; Dinophyceae; Prorocentrales; Prorocentraceae.
AUGGCGCCCGCCCCCGAGGAGGCCGCGCUGGCCGCGCCCGGCGCGGCCGUGGAGGCCCUGCUCGGCGGACUGGCGGCGGGCGCGGGCGGCGAGGUGGAGAGCAAGGCCUUCAAGGACUGCCGCUACCUCUUCUGCAAGGCCGCCGGCCUGAGCCUCCGGCUGAGGCCGGCGGCCUCCGGCCACGUCGACGUCGUCUACCUCUACGCCGAGGGAGUCGAUGGCUUCAGCGCCUACCGCGCUGGGCCACUGCCAGCUGGGCUGGACUGGUCGGACACGAGCAGGAGCGUCGUGACCCGCCUGGGGGAGCCCUCGGACCGCUUCGGGGGCAACCGGAUGCCGGUGCAAAUCAGCUACGAGGUGCAGGGGCUGGACGUGCACUUCCGCCACUGCAGCUGGGACGACGCGGAGAACCCCGUCGCCAGCCUUGCCGUGUUCGCCCCGACGGAUCCGUGUUUCGACCUGUGCGCGGUUUGUGGGAAGAAGGCGCGGUUCCACUGCAGCCGGUGCAGGCUGCGGAGGUACUGCAGCAGCUCCUGCCAACGGGCCGACUGGCCGAAGCACCAGGUGGCCUGCGGGCACGCCGGCGGCGGCGCCCUCGGCGCGGCCGCCAAGAGGGCCCUCGGUGGCCCUCUGGGCGGCCCCGGCCAGGCUCUGGCGCCCGAGGCGGCCUGCGACGCCCCGGGCGCGGCCGCGCCGGACCCCUUCGGCGCCGUCCGCGCGGCGGCGAGGAGCCGGCCUGCCGGGGGCGCGGGCGGCCCGGGGCGGCCUGCCGGGGCCGAGGAGGCGCACGGCGCUCCCGGGGCGGUGUCGCUGGACGCCCUGGACUGA